AUGUUUAACAGCAAAGCAAUUGAAGAAUGUUGUAAAUUGUUGAGAAUCGAUAUGAUUGUGCGAGCCCAUCAGAUGAAACAAAAUGGAUUUGAGUUUUCCGAUAAUCGAAAAUUGGUGACAAUUUUUUCGGCUCCAAAUUAUUCGGGAAGCAAUACAGUGGGUUAUUUGAGGCGAAUUUCUUUGAAAUAUUUUGAAUCGGACCAAAUUUUUAUUUUUUUUUCAGAAUUUAGGUGCGACUAUGAAUGUUAUGGCGAAUGGCAAAAUCAGCUUCAACCUUCUGAAAAACCAUCAGAAAAUCGACAAAAUUGCUGAAAAAUCAUCGUCGAUCACAGGAAGUGUUGAUUAA
Caenorhabditis angaria is the source of this 346-nucleotide messenger RNA. The record is from the annotation of a GenBank genome assembly. NCBI's taxonomy places the organism in Eukaryota, Metazoa, Nematoda, Chromadorea, Rhabditida, Rhabditidae.